Molecule: messenger RNA, 1321 nt
Organism: Phyllotreta striolata
Lineage: Eukaryota; Metazoa; Arthropoda; Insecta; Coleoptera; Chrysomelidae
Source: the annotation of a GenBank genome assembly
GUGCAAACAUCAACGAUGGCUGAAAUAGAUAACCUGGAAUAUUUCAUAAAAUUUCCGAGCCCGAAUUUUAACUAUAAUCAAAACGGUGAACAUGAUUUUGUGUUCGUUGUGAACGAAGAUAAGAUUCCGGUGAUCCUGUUGUUCGGUUGGGCGGGUUGCCAAGACAAAUACUUGGCGAAAUAUUCGCAAAUUUACGAAGAGAAGGGGCUAAUUACAUUGAGGUAUACAGCGCCGAUAAAAUGCAUGUUUUUGAGGAGAUACCAAAUGAUAACGAUAGGAGAGAAAUUAGUCAAACUUUUAUACGAUCUGAACUUCGAUAACCAUCCUAUUAUAGUGCAUUGCUUCUCCAACGGGGGCGCUUUCCUCUACCAAAAUUUUUCUCUAGCAUUACAAAAAAGUCCUAAAGAACUGCCGAUAAAGGGAGUUAUAUUCGAUUCCGCACCAGGAAGACGGCGAGUUUUGAGCUUAUUCAGAGCCAUUUCGGCUAUAAUUGGAGGAAAUUUCUUCUAUAAUUUCACUAUAUCAUGGCUAAUGACUAUGUUUUUGUCCAUGAUUUGGUUGUAUGAGGUAAUUAGCAAUUCAAUUUACCCCAGACAGAGUUACCAGUCGAAUCCUCUAGAGAACCUAAAAAACGAAAAAAACCGCUGGCCUCAAUGUUUCAUUUAUUCUAAGAAUGAUGUGCUGAUCCCGCACCAGGAUAUCGAGUAUUUCUUGGGAUACAGGAAGAACCUGGGGAUCGACGUGACAGCGGUUUGUUACGAAAAGAGCCUGCACGUGAAACAUUUAGCGGAAAACAGGGAUAGUUACGUUAAAACGGUUUAUAAAUUUAUUAACAGAUGCUUGAAUGGAAACAACUAAAUAGGUGUAUUGGUCUGAAUUUACAAUAAUUAAGUACCUACUCUUUGCUAAGUUCGGUAUCUUCAACAAGUAAUUUAAUAUGCCUACCUGUCGUAUGAUUGAUUUUCUGCACGUAUUUAAGCACAAUAUUUAAAGGCUAUUAUUUUGGAAAAUACUUAUUAUUUUUCAACCUAUAAACAGAGCAAGCUUUUUAGAGAUAUAUUUUUAAUACUGGCACAAAUUUAUACUAUUUAGCAAGCACAAUUUAAUUUUACCGUCAGACUCUUCGGUCGCAACCAUUAUAACUUCAUGAUACUCCUCUUGGAAAUGUAGAUGUUAAAUAAAGUAAAAACAUUUUAGAUAUUUACCUAAUAAAAUUAUAUGAAAUAUAUUAAAUUUAAUAAGUAUACCUACUAGUAAUUUCCAUAAAAACAACAAAUUGUACGAACAAAUAUCGAAAAAAACUUACCUACUUGUAUGUAAU